Molecule: messenger RNA, 2636 nt
Organism: Sesamum indicum (sesame)
Lineage: Eukaryota; Viridiplantae; Streptophyta; Magnoliopsida; Lamiales; Pedaliaceae
Product: putative late blight resistance protein homolog R1B-16
Biological process (GO): defense response to other organism
Molecular function (GO): ADP binding
Source: RefSeq, a predicted model, not a curated record
CAAUUAAUAUCAGCUUAUCGAUGUUAUAUUCCGUGAUUUACUAGAAAAAUAAUUGGUGUUCUGACCAGAGCUUAUUAUAAUUGAAAAAAGUCGCACUGAAAUUUACCAAUUAGUUCACUUGUGUAAGGAAGAGAACUCCGGCGACAUGGCUUACAACCUUGAAUCCCUUGUCCAAAUCCUAGAGCAGUUCCUGUACCCUGAUCAUCACCAGCCUCUUUGGGUUCUUGACUCUGACAAGAAACCACAAAUGAAAACCCUCUUACAAAAGGUCUAUUUCUUCAAAGAUCUUUUCGAAAAUUCUUCUUCAGCAGUGAGUGGUUAUAGAAGACGAGGUUUGGAGAGUCGAAUCAGAGAUAUAGCAUAUAAGGCAGAAGAUGUUGUUGAAUCUCACCUCGUGGAUCAACUUCUUUCAUGUGGGGAAGGUGAGAGCUUCAUUUUCUCACCUCCAGAUCUUGAGAAACUAAUUGAGGACUUUGACUCUGCAAACAAAGAUAUGAUGUCGAGCAUGGAAGAAAGUGAGAUGCAGCUCAAGUAUCGACUCACGGGGGGAGGAUCUAAACUUGAGGUCAUUCCAAUUGUGGGCAUGGGAGGUAUUGGUAAGACUACUUUGGCCCGAAAUCUUUAUAAAGAUCGACUUGUUAGUGUGCACUUUGAUGUUCGAGCAUGGGCUACAAUAUCACAAGACUAUGAUGUGGGAAAGAUUCUACUAGGCCUCCUUCGCCUUGUUACUAGACGACCCACAUAUGAAAUGCUUCAAAUGGGAAAUGAGGAAUUAGGUCAACGUCUGUAUCGAACUUUGUUUGGUCGGAGAUAUCUGAUUAUUUUAGAUGAUAUGUGGAGUAGCUCUUCUUGGAAUGAUAUAAGAAUGUUCUUUCCGGAUAAUGACAAUGGAAGUCGGAUCAUUAUCACCACCAGGAAUUCGAGCUUGGCUAAUUUCAUUGCCUUCCGGAGUCCACAUCACAACAUGCAAUUUCUAAAAGAUGAUGAAAGCUGGAAUCUUAUACAUCAAAAGGUAUUUGCACCUGGAGAGAUUUGCUCUCCUGAAUUGGAGUCAAUCGGGAGAAAAAUUGCAUACAACUGUAGAGGCCUUCCUCUUACAAUUUCUUUGAUUGGUGGACUUCUAUCUUAUGCAAAGAGAAGGCAAGAUUUCUGGGAGCAAGUUGCAGAGGAUUUAAGUUCGAAUAGAGCUGAUGUGGACGAAGAAAUCCUCGAUAUAUUAUCUCUGCCUUACAAUUAUUUACCUUAUUAUCUUAAACCAUGUCUCCUUUAUAUGGGUGCUUUCCCAGAAGAUUCUGAGAUCGAUGCCUCUAGACUCAUCAAAUUGUGGGUGGCAGAGGGAUUUUUGAAACCAAUUUCAGGGAAAAGAUUGGAGGAGGCUGCCGAGAUGUACCUAAAGGCUCUCAUUGACAGAAAUCUUAUUUUUAUCCGACAACAAAGUCCUCAAGGGAAUGUGAAGAGCUGCGGCAUACAUGAUCUCUUGAGGGACCUGUGUGUGAAGAAAGCUUAUGAAGAGAACUUUCUAUCCAUCAAGCGAAGGCAUAUCCUAGGAGACUUAUGUUCACGUCGUGUCUGUGUUCAUAGCAUUCGAGAUAUUGAUAGACCCUUGGAUCAAAUGCAGUUAACCCGUUCUUUUCUAUCCAUCGGUGAUGCAAGUCAGGAGAUAUUAUCCCCUUUGAUUUCUACAUUCAGAUUGUUGAGGGUACUGGAUAUAUUGGGCAUAAAACUUGAUCAGUUUCCAGGGGAAAUACUACAACUGGUCAACUUAAGGUUCUCGUCUAACCCGCAUGUAGUGACGCCUGAAAUAUUAGACAUGCCACAACUAAGACACAUCAAGUUCAAGGGAAUUUAUGUCUGGUAUGAUGAUAAGUAUAGGGAACAUUUUGUUGUCCAAGAUCAGCUUCAAAGUCUAUCUACCAUACUAGCCUCUGGACUUAAUGAUAGGGUGCUUCAAACAAUUCCGAACUUGGGGAAAUUAGGAAUCUUUUGCGAUGAAAAACUUGAUCAUGUAAUAGAUCUAUCCCGUCUUCAUAAUCUCCACACACUCAAUUGUACAUCCUCCAAGUAUCUCAAAGACAACCUCUUGUCCAAUCUCAAUUUUCCGUAUUCCCUCAAAAAGUUGUGUCUGGAUGAUUGUGGAAUUUGUUAUCGGGAUAUGAGUAUAAUCGGUAGCCUGCCCAAUCUUCAAAUUCUCAAAUUAAGAGGUUGUGAAUUCGAAAAUCGAGAGUGGGAGCCAAUUGAAGGGGACUUCUGCGAACUAAAGUGUUUGAUAAUGGAAAAGUUGAAUCUGGUAUUCUGGACAGCGGAUGAUAUCUGUUUCCCAAGACUUGAGCACCUGGUUAUUCGACAUUGCGCACAUCUUAAUGAAAUCCCUUCUGGCAUCGGAGACAUUCCAACACUCCAAGUAAUUGAGGUGCAUGAAUGCAAACGUUCUGUGCUGGAUUCAGCAAGAAUGAUACAGGAAGAACAGGAGAGCUGGGGCAAUGAAUACCUUGAAGUUCGUUUCGGCACUUUGUAGCAGUAAUAAUUAUGUGUUCUUCUUCCUCCACUUGUUCAUUACCUUCAUCAGAGGCAAUUGUGGAUCGCUAAACACUGUUGUUUCUUCGUUAUGAAUCCAUUACUUUUCAAAUUGUCUUUCU